CCCCGUCUGCAUCUGUCCAUGAGCCACGGCUGCCCAGAACCCCUGCCCUGAGCCUCUUUUCUCCUCGCAGCCUGACCACGCGAUGACCAGGUGGGCUCUGCUGGUGCUGAUGAUCCUGACGUCGGGCAGGGCCCUGCUUGUCCCCAUGACCCCUAUUCCAGCCUUCCAGCUCCUCCCUCAGAACCCUCCCCAAGCCACUCCCCACCCUGUGGCCUCAGAGAGCCCCUCAGCCAGCACCGUGGGCCCCUCCACUGCUUGGGGCCACCCCAGCCCUGGCCCCCGCCCAGGCCCCCGCAUCACUCUCUCACUGGAUGUCCCCAUUGGCCUCCUGCGGAUCUUACUGGAGCAAGCCCGAGCCAGAGCUGUGAGGGAGCAGGCCGCUGCCAACGCUCGCAUCCUGGCCCGUGUUGGCCGCCGCUGAGCCUGAGGGCGGGGGUCACCCUG
Messenger RNA from Lynx canadensis (Canada lynx), 444 nucleotides. RefSeq names its product urocortin 2 (gene UCN2). Gene Ontology annotation, biological process: digestion; cellular response to nutrient levels; adenylate cyclase-activating G protein-coupled receptor signaling pathway. NCBI's taxonomy places the organism in Eukaryota, Metazoa, Chordata, Mammalia, Carnivora, Felidae. The transcript has a single exon. Gene Ontology annotation, molecular function: hormone activity; corticotropin-releasing hormone receptor 2 binding. Bases 83 to 421 code for a protein of 112 amino acids. The record is from RefSeq and is a predicted model, not a curated record. Gene Ontology annotation, cellular component: extracellular region.